GUGGUCUCAUUAACUGCACGAGUAUUGAAAGUCGCGAAAUAAUUAUCAUGUCUCAAAAAUCUUACAAACUCUACUAUUUUCGCGCACGAGGCCGCGGAGAAUUCAUUCGGCUAGCUUUUCUCAUCGCUGGAGUCGAAUUCGAGGACUUCUGUGUCGAUUUUGAAAAGGACUGGCCUGCCUUCAAAGCGACUGGGAAGUGCCCCUUUAAUCAGGUGCCAAUACUGGAAAUAAAGGAGGAUGCCAAAUCAGAACCAAUUGUUCUUAGCCAGUCUGUGGCCAUCUUACGAUAUCUUGCAAACGAGUUUGGACUUGCACCCGAUAGUAACUUGGGCAAAGCAAAGGCUGACGCAAUUGUGGAUGCAGUGAUGGAUAUCAGGGCUAAGAAGAGAGAUGUACACUUUGAAAGGGAUCCAUCACUCAAGGAAAAACUCUCAAAGGACUUUCUAGAGUCUCACCUACCAUCUGCUCUGAAGAGUUUUCAAAGGUUACUUGAAGCAAAUGAAGGAGGGCAAGGUUUUUUUGUUGGGAAAAAGCUAACCUAUGCAGACAUAUCAUUUUUUAACUUUCUGAACAGCUGGGUUGCUAAGGACAAGAUUAAAGGAUACCCAGCUGAAUUAGAGAAUUUUCCCUUGUUACGAGGCCUCUAUGAGCGUGUACGAGAUAUCCCAGCUGUGAAGAAAAGGCUUGAAACCAGGCCAGACACUAUGUUGUCAUUUUUACUCAUUUGCAAAUUUGAGUUAAAACUGUCUGCCUCACGCACCAAGAUGCCGAGCUAUAAACUCACCUAUUUUGACAUCAGAGGAAGAGGAGAACCAGCACGAUUGGUUUUCAAAGCGGCUGGAAAGGAGUUUGAGGAUAAGCGUGUGACAUUCGAAGAGUGGGGAGCCUUGAAAGCUUCUUCAGAGUUUCCGUUUGGUCAGCUUCCAGUGCUUGAAGUUGAUGGAGUGAUGCUUUCUCAAUCGUUUUCUAUAGCAAGAUUUUUAGGCAAUGAAUUUGGUCUUACUCCCUCCACCAAUUUGGAAAAGGCUAAAGCAGACAUGAUUGUGGAUGGCGCUGCUGAUUUAACCGAAAAACAUGCUUCAGCUUUCUUUGAAAAAGACCCAACUAGAAAGGCUAAGUUGCAAGAGGAAGUGAAAGCUGCUACCCCUGGAUUUCUCGCUCGCUUUGAGAAACUUCUUAAGGGCAAUAAUGUUGGGAAAGGAUUCUUUGUUGGUGACAAGCUAACCUAUGCAGACAUCAUCUUCUUUAACAUGGUAAAUGCCCUCUUUGCACAAGGAAAGGUGGAGGUUCCAGCAUUGAUCAAAGAUUUUCCUCUUUUGAUGUCUCAUUAUGAGCGUGUUAUGGCGAUCCCAAACAUCAACGAGUAUCUCAAAACACGACCUGAAUCAGCCAUGUGAAAGGGAUGGUUUAUAAACAUCUGAGUUACUAAAGCUCAAACGAAUUUAAACAAGUGCUUAAACACUGAAAAGUUUGUUUGUGCCAAU
Molecule: messenger RNA, 1484 nt
Organism: Pocillopora damicornis (cauliflower coral)
Lineage: Eukaryota; Metazoa; Cnidaria; Anthozoa; Scleractinia; Pocilloporidae
Product: hematopoietic prostaglandin D synthase
Biological process (GO): glutathione metabolic process
Molecular function (GO): glutathione transferase activity
Source: RefSeq, a predicted model, not a curated record